Molecule: messenger RNA, 620 nt
Organism: Erythranthe guttata (spotted monkey flower)
Lineage: Eukaryota; Viridiplantae; Streptophyta; Magnoliopsida; Lamiales; Phrymaceae
Product: NADH-ubiquinone oxidoreductase B8 subunit
Cellular component (GO): respiratory chain complex I
Source: RefSeq, a predicted model, not a curated record
CAUUCCAUUUUUCCGAAAGAACAAAAACUCACACAGAGAGAGAGAGAGAGAGGCAAAGAAGUUGAACAAUGGCGUGGAGGGGACAGCUUUCUCGAAAUCUUAAGGAGCUUCGCAUCUUAUUCUCUCCUAAUUCACCUUCCAGCUCUUCUACUAGAGCUUUCAUCGAGAACAAUUACAAGGAUCUGAAGACGAAAAACCCUAGGCUCCCGAUUUUGAUCCGUGAGGCUACAGGAAUCGAGCCUCAGCUUUGGGCUAGAUAUGACAUGGGCGUCGAGAGGGGAAUACGUUUGGAAGGCUUAAACGAGGAGCAGAUUUCGAAGGCGCUUGAAGACCUCUCUAAGGGAGGGGCGGCAGCCGUUUAAAGGCUGAAGCAUUCAGCUGUUGCAUUUUUUUACCCAGACUCAAUAAAAUGGCAGGCAUCUUGAUUUCGUGCACCGAUGUAUUUGAGUUAAUUGUCUGAUAAUUUCACCUUUUGUAAACUGCUUCUUGCAAAAAAAAAAAAAACAGUUGCUUGUUUAUUGUAGCCUUUGUGGGAAAUACGAUACAUCCAUAAAUUAAUCUUCCAGUGUAUUACUGCACCCGGAUUAACUUUCUUGAUUGUUUCUUGUUUUCGAUUGUCA